Molecule: messenger RNA, 450 nt
Organism: Linum tenue
Lineage: Eukaryota; Viridiplantae; Streptophyta; Magnoliopsida; Malpighiales; Linaceae
Source: the annotation of a GenBank genome assembly
AUGGAGUCAGGUUUCUUUCUUUUACAGAGCCUUCGAAUCGGAUACCACGAGAGGGACGUAUCGAUGCACAAAGAUUACAGGGAAGAGCUCUGGGAGGUCCUGGAAGGAAAAUUCAUGCCACCGAGACUUUUCGUCAAGGGAAGGUACAUUGGCGAAGCUGAAGAAGUUUUGGGUUUGAAUGAACAGGGGAAGUUCAGGGUGCUCUUUGAAGGGUUUCCACCAGUUGAUAGAUCAGCUAAACCUUGUGAGGCCUGCAAUGGAGUUUGUUUCGUGCUCUGUUUCAAUUGCAGCGUGAUAGAAACCCGCUCGGCGGGUAGAGUGGGUCGGGUUGGCCAUGUUGGCCGGUUAGGAGUGGCAUUUUUGUUAUUUUCUCUAUUAGUGCUGAAACUCAUAAAAGAGGAGGGAGUAUGUUCAUUUGGGAUUAAGCAAGAAUAUUAUCAUAAUCCCUAA